Lolium rigidum is the source of this 774-nucleotide messenger RNA. RefSeq lists its product as uncharacterized. The record is from RefSeq and is a predicted model, not a curated record. The transcript is spliced from 5 exons. The coding region runs from base 1 to 774 and encodes 257 amino acids. NCBI's taxonomy places the organism in Eukaryota, Viridiplantae, Streptophyta, Magnoliopsida, Poales, Poaceae.
AUGAGUAGUCCCAAGGUUGUCAUGGCGGUGGCAGCGCUUCUGCUGCUGCUGGUAUCCCUGUCGGCACGGGCGAACACGACGGACUCAUCUGAAAGGGAGUGGGAGUGGGAGUGGGAGAAGAUCCAGGAGUUGCACCGGCAGGUCUUGGCGGACUGGAAGGCAGGGCACGGAAAGAACAAGAGGAGCGAGGUAGAGACUCGGCGGGUGUUCGCGGAGUGGAAGGCGGUGCAUGGCAAGAAGUACACCUCCGCCCGCGAGGAGGAGCGCCGUUACGCCGCCUUCAAGGACUUCCUCCGCCAGAUAGAUCUGCACGAGGCCGCCUUCGGUGCCAACUCUGUCUUCACCAUCAACGGGCCGUUCAGCGACCUCACCGAUGAGGAGUCAAGGGCCUUGACCGAGAGCUAUCUUCCAUCCCACGAGAGCGAAGAUCAAGAUACCCUCCGGCGGCCGGAGGUGAAUCAAUCGACGGUAACCACAGUCUCCGUCAAUAAAGCCGUUCUUGCUGAGCUCAGCUUGCUGGAGCAAGCACCUGGAUCUUCUCUGGUGGAUGGUACAGUUGCUUUUCGACUCCGCAUCUUCGACGGUGGAUCUUCCUCGACAAGUGCUUCCAAGCCGGUGGCAAUCUUGCCACAGCUAUCCUUGGCCAUGGAGGCCAAUCUACAACCUCCAAAUCGGAGGCUACUCUCUGUCAUGUCUGCUGGAGCUCGACACCUAGAUGCUGCCAAGUGGUUCGUCCCCGGAAGCCUCAAGAGAUGCUCUAAGUCGGUGCUCUGA